Rosa rugosa (rugosa rose) is the source of this 3598-nucleotide messenger RNA. RefSeq names its product sister chromatid cohesion protein PDS5 homolog C-like. Gene Ontology annotation, biological process: mitotic sister chromatid cohesion; DNA repair. The record is from RefSeq and is a predicted model, not a curated record. Bases 377 to 3268 code for a protein of 963 amino acids. Gene Ontology annotation, cellular component: chromatin; nucleus. The transcript has 13 exons. NCBI's taxonomy places the organism in Eukaryota, Viridiplantae, Streptophyta, Magnoliopsida, Rosales, Rosaceae.
CUUUUUGUGUGGAAAAAAUAGGGGAUUGUGAUUAUAGAGGCAUUAACCCAAGAGAAGCAAAAACAGCACAGUAGAUUUGGGAGCCCAAAAAAGAACCAAAAUUUCAUAAAUUUGGUCAGAAUACGAAACUGCCCGUUUUGUAACUCUGUGUUUGCAUGCCCAACACUUUGCCUUAAAUCCCUAAGCCUGAGGUGUUGUGAGUUUAAUAGCCUUGUCACUUUUUGAUGUUGGGGGUGGGGGUUUAUAUAACACUGGUGUGGGACUGGGAGUUUUCCCAAGUCUGAUUUCUGGGUUUUGAGUUUUGUUCUGUUUUGUUUAGGUCUCAGAGUUUGAAACACAAAACCACCAAACAAAAGGGUCUUCUGGAGUUCUGACAAUGUCGUCCUCUAAGAAAGAGCUUGAGGAGCAGCUUAAGCAGGCUGGACAUUCUCUCCUUAAGCCUCCUUCCAACACUGAUGAGCUCCUCAAACUUCUUGAUGAAGUUGAGGAUUUGUUGUCAGAUGUGGGGCAAGCACCAUCUACAUCCCUGCAAGAUGCGCUUCUACCCACAAUGACAGCAUUAAUCUCUACAGAACUGUUACGACACAGUGAUAUGGAUGUGAAAGUUUCUGUUGCAUCAUGUAUCACUGAGAUUACUAGAAUAACAGCACCGGAAGCCCCAUACAACGAUGAACAAAUGAAGGAAAUUUUUAAGCUGACUGUAGCAGCUUUUGAAAACUUGGCACAUCUAUCCAGUCGCUCUUACAAAAAGGCAGCUUCCAUUCUAAGAGUUGUUGCGAAGGUCAGGUCAAGUGUGAUGAUGCUGGACCUUGACUGUUACACAUUAAUUGCUGAGAUGUUUCAACAUUUCCUAAAUAUAAUCCAGUCCAACCAUCCACAUGCUGUAUUUUCAGACAUGCAAACUAUUAUGACAAUGGUUUUAAAUGAAAUUCAUGAAAGUGAAGAAAUUCCCUUGGAACUUCUCAAAAUUCUUUUAUCAAGCGUUAGAAAGGAAAAUCAGAAUGUUUCACCUUUUUCUUGGAAAUUGGGGGAGACAGUGCUCGAUAAUUGUUCUGCUAAGGUUAAACCGUAUCUCAUGGAGGCAGUGAAGUCCAUGGGUACUGCUAUGGACGAUUAUGCUCAUAUAGUGGCUUCUAUAUGCCAAAAUGGAUCUGGUGCCCUCAAACUUGAUCAUGUCAAUGAUUCUGCGAAGAAUCUGGUGACAGAGGUAGUUACUGCUGAUGCUGCUUGUCCGACAGCAGUUGACAAAUCUGUGCCUGCUUCCGCUCGUGAUGAACAUAAAGUUUUACGUGACUCUUCUAAAACAUUACAGCGUUGUCAUCUUACUAAACAUUCCAAGGAGGUUGAUUCACAAGAUGGUGCUCAACCCGACAAAACAUUCUCUGUGAAGGCUGUCAAAUCAGUAACUGAGCCAGAUUCGGGUACCAAAAAGAAAGCCAAAAGGCCCAGUUCUUCAAUGGAUCCAGAGGAAAAAUCAGAAAUUGAGCCAUAUUCAGCUCCAAAAAAGAGAGGCCGGAAGCCAAAUUCUUUAAUGAAUCCAGAGGAAGGCUACGAGAAUUAUUGGAUGCAUUCUGGAAAAAAAUCUCCAAAAUCAGCUGGCAACAGGAAGUCCCAUGAAAAGGGAUCUAAUAGUUUAUCUACUGAAGACAAUCUUCGUUUGAAGGUCACUUUGUCAUCCACUUUGCCAUCGACACUUAAAGAAGUGACUCAGCCAUCCACUUUGCCAUCUACACAUCAAAAAGUGACUGAGCCACCAAAUGCUCAACCUAAAACAGAAGGGGAGAUAGGAUCUGCAUCUUCGUUUCUACAAAAUGGCCAUCCUGAGGGAACUGAAUCCAGAAGGCGUCGGCCAAAGAAGCAAGUAGCCGUAGCACAACAAGAAGCUAAUCCUACUUCCCUUUCAGCUGCAAAGGGAGAUUUUUCGAGUGCUCAGGCUGAAGAGAAAAGUCCACGAUCAAUGGAUACCUUGAAUAUGGAAUCUAAGGAGACGAGUAGCUUAAAAGCAAAAUCACGGGGACGCCCUAGAAAAUUUCGUGCCAAAACAAAUGAUGAGACCAUUAUUGCUUCUGUACAUGUUGGCACAGAGAAGGAAUCUGCAGUUCCAUGUGAUCCGGAGGAAAAACAACAAGAGUCAGCUUUGACUCUUGGAACUGGGAAUAUCAAUGAUCAGUCAGCUGUGCAAAAGGUUGGGACUGGGAAUGUGAGUGAAACAAAACCGAGGGGGCGGCCUAGAAAGCUUGCUGCAAAAAUAAAUCAGGAGACCUUUCUUGCUUCUGAACAUGUAGCAGUCACUGAAAAAGAGUCACCAGUCCCAUGUGAUCCUGAGCAAAAACAGCAGCAAGAGCCAGCUCUACAGUAUGAAACUGGGAGUAUUAAGGAUCAAUCAGCUAUAAAGGGUAUCAAGAAACGUAGGCGGGAUGAUGCUCCUAGUAAAGAUAGUGCUGAAGGAUCUCUUAGCAAGAAGUUUUCCAAGUGUGAGGCAAAAUUGGAGGGAGAUAAAAAUGUUGUUACAGGAACCCCUAAGAUUGUACGCAAGAGGAAGCGUUCCAUUGGAAAGGAAGAGGCUAAUCCAAUGCCCGAUCCUGAUGACCGCUUAAUUGGCAAAGGAAUAAAGGUUUGGUGGCCUCACGACAAAACGUUUUAUGAUGGUAUUGUUCGUUCCUACGACGCUGUUAAAAAGAAGCACUUGGUGCUUUAUAAUGAUGGGGAGAAAGAAAACCUGAACCUUCGAAAGCAACGGUGGCAAUUGAUUGGAGAUGAUUCAAAAGAUCCAUGUAUACAACUUGGACAAAAGAGCGAUACACCAAAGACUGAUGCUUCUGACAUACCACAAAAGAGGAAGCGGAAAGCAAAAUCAGAGUCAUCUAAGCAAGCAAAUGCUGGUUUCUCCUUGAAAAGGAUAUCUAGAACUGGAGCCUCAGCUGGCUUAUCCACUGUUGAGUGUAUGAAGUCUGACAGUAAAUCUGCAGACCGUUCUACAGUUAGUGAGCCUAUUAAAGAUGAAACACGGGAUGACAAGUCCAAGGAAAUUGACAGGUUGACGGAUGAUGAAGGUGAAAUAUAUGCUGGCAAGUUGAAGGCAGAUAUGAAGACUGGUAUUGACUCUACGCAGAUCACACCUGAGGCUAUGACCUUGUCUAAGGAAGAGAGUGCAAAAGUUGAUAUUGAACCCUCUGUUAGUGAUGGUGCUAAAGAAAUGAAAGAAUUGAGCAAUGGUGCAAAGGAUGCAAGUUCCUCCCCUUCACCUGUGUUGGACAAGGCUGUGUAAACACAGAAACAUGCAUGAUUCUUGCUCUAGUACCAAAAGCGUCGUCGGUUAGUCUCUAUUUUGUUCCAUUGCAGACACAGAAACAUGCAUCUGGUGUCACUUUUCACUCUGAUGCAUGGUUUUCACUCUAGUACCAGAACUGUCGGUUAGGACUUAGGAUUUUGUUCUUGUAGACACAGCAACAUGCAUCCAGUGGUGUUUUCCCCCUAAUGCAUGGCUUUCACUCUAGUAUUGAAAGUGUCGGUUAGCCUGUAAUUUGUUCCUUGACUUCUUCUGUAUACACAGAAACCUGAUGGGUUUUCUUAUAAAGUAAUAUAUGUUUAAGCUUUA